AUGUCAUCCAACAGAAGACACAUAUUAUGUCAGGCUUUUUCUAAUGUCUUGCUUGAGUCUGAAGACCCAGACAUGGACAAUAGUAAUGACCCCACCCUGUGCAGCAACUAUGUGAAGGACAUCUACAACUAUCUGAGACACCUGGAGGCUGGGAGGCAUCUAACAACAUUUGCAGUAAACUGUCCUUGUAGGUGUGGUUUGUCUUGGAGUUGGGAUUCACUUUCACUGAUGAUUUCUCCAAAGGCAUUAGUAAGCCUCCUUCAACUUUUGCAUAUGAACAUCCUGCCAUAUAACAAAUGUUACGCUGACUACCUUCAAAACCUGUGUUGUGAACCAAAUCAUUUAGUAAAUCUCUACUGCUUCUUUCUACCAGACAAUGCUGUUUCCAAGGUGAAGUUGCAGCUGGCUGGUGUCAUUGCUAUGUACAUUGCCACCAAAUAUGAGGAGAUUCUUCACCCUUAUAUUGGAAACUUUAGCUAUGCAGCUGACCACACCUGCUCAAAGGUCUGUAUCCACCACAUGGAGAUGAAGAUUCUGAAAGCCCUGGACUUCUCUCUGGGUUGCCCUCAGCAGUGCCUAAGAAGAGCUUCAAAGAUUGCAGAAGUGUUGAGAACAGGUGUUACUGUAAAUUGAAUCUGGAAAAGGCAAUACUUAUCUGUGGCAACUUGUAAAAAUGGCUCAAAAUUUUUGAGUACUGCAGUUGAGCCUGGCUGAGACCUGUCUUCCAUGUAGAAAUGAGUUUUAUUUAUCUGUUCCUGUGACAUGAGCCUAACAUACCAAAAUGCAGUGUUAAAAUGCAUGCCUGAUUGUGAGGAGCCAAUAUAGUUUUGGUUUCCCUCAACAAUGGCUGUCAGAGGCAUGUGGAGGAGGGGUGCACAUGGGCCACGUGUGGGACGCAACUCAAAGAAGCCUUGUCUCCAGGAGGACUUUGCUGGGCAAUACCUCACAUGGGACAGGUGGUAGGAGACGCUGAACUCCCCAGAGGGACUUCUCCAAUCAGAUGGUGAAACGUUGGACUGGGCCAAUGGUCUCCUGAGAGCAGACAGCCUUUGGGAAGAGCCAGUGGCAUAAAAAGUAACUGUGUCACAAUUGCCCUGGGCUUUUUGAGACUUGCUCUUUAAGUGUGGGUUUUUGGCUUGGGGCUUUUUUGAGACCCUGCUUUUGCAUUUGAGGCUUGAUGAUUAGAGGGGCUUUUUGAAUCUUAUUUUUGUGCUUUGGCUCCAGCCUGCUGAGGUUUGCUUCUUUGCUUCUUGCCCUGGCCCUAGCCUGUUUUUACCCAUUUUUUCUUUUUUUUUUUUUUUUUUUUUAACUGAGUGAACUAGGUUGGAAAAGACCUUUGAGAUCAAUUAGUUUAACCUAUGAACUAUGAACCUAUGACCUAACCUAACACCUCCUCAUCAACUAAACCAUGGCACUGAGUGCCACAUCCAGUCUUUUUUUAAACAUGUCCAGGGACUGUGACUCUACCAUCUUCCUUGGUGGGCAGCCAAUUCCAGUGCCCAAUCACUCUUCCAGUGAAGAAUUUUUUUCUGACAUCUAAUCUAAACUUUCCCUGGCACAGCUUAAGGCUGUGUCCUCUAGUUCUGUCAAUGCUUGCCUGGAGAAGAGACUGACUCCCACCUGACUACAACCAGGUAGUUGUAGAGCGCGAUAAGGUCUCCCCUAAGCUUCCUUUUCCCAGGCUAAACAACCCCAGCUCCCUCAUCUAUUCUUCAUAGGGCUUAUGUUUCAAGCCCUUCAUCAGCCUUGUUGCCGUUCUCUCUAUGUGUUCAAGUGUCCCAAAAGCCUUCCUAAAUUGAGGGGGCAGAACUGCACACAGUACUCAAAAGUGCAGCUGUUCAGUUGGCUGUCAACCAUAACCCCCAGGUCCCUUUCUGCCUGGCCGCUGUCCAGCCACUCUGUUCCCAGCCUGUAGCACUGCAGGGGAUUGCUGUGGCCAAAGUGUAAGACUCAGCACUUGGUCUUGUUAAACCUCAUGUUGUUGCACUUGGCCCAUUGAUCCAGCCUGUCCAGGUCCCUUUGCAGAGCCCUCCUACCUCCCAACAGAUUGGCAUGUGAUCCCAGCUUGUGUCACCUGCAGCUUUACUGCUGUUGGACUCAGUCCCCUCAUCCACGUCAUUAGUGAAGAUAUUAAAUAGGACUGACCCCAACACAGACCCCUGAGGGACACCACUGGCUGUCAGCUGGAUGCAGCACUGUUCAC
This is a messenger RNA of Motacilla alba alba, 2203 nucleotides long. RefSeq names its product cyclin B1 (gene CCNB1). Gene Ontology annotation, molecular function: cyclin-dependent protein serine/threonine kinase regulator activity. The record is from RefSeq and is a predicted model, not a curated record. Gene Ontology annotation, cellular component: nucleus; cytoplasm; cyclin-dependent protein kinase holoenzyme complex. Gene Ontology annotation, biological process: mitotic cell cycle phase transition; regulation of cyclin-dependent protein serine/threonine kinase activity. NCBI's taxonomy places the organism in Eukaryota, Metazoa, Chordata, Aves, Passeriformes, Motacillidae.